Messenger RNA from Batrachochytrium dendrobatidis JAM81, 1323 nucleotides. RefSeq lists its product as uncharacterized. Bases 1 to 1323 code for a protein of 440 amino acids. Gene Ontology annotation, molecular function: fumarylacetoacetase activity. The record is from RefSeq and is a predicted model, not a curated record. NCBI's taxonomy places the organism in Eukaryota, Fungi, Chytridiomycota, Chytridiomycetes, Rhizophydiales. Gene Ontology annotation, biological process: homogentisate catabolic process; L-phenylalanine catabolic process; L-tyrosine catabolic process. The transcript has 9 exons.
AUGCCAGUCACUACUUCCUUUGUACCCGUCAGUCCUACUUCUGACUUUCCUAUUCAAAACAUUCCAUUUGGUAUCAUCACUACUGCUGCUAAUCCUACUCCUCGUCCUGCCACUGCCAUUGGUGACUAUGCCGUUGAUCUGAGUGUCCUUGCCAAUGCUGGUCUGUUCACUGGUCCUUUGCUGGCUCAUCAUGCCAAAUCUGUUUUUUCCCAGACCAGCCUUAAUGCUUUUAUGGGAAUGGGACGUCCAGUCUGGCGUGAGGCCCGUCAAACCUUGCAGACUCUUUUAGCUGCUACUGGCGAAGCUGGUGCUGCUCUGAGAGAUAACAAGGCUCUCUGCGAUCAAGCGCUUAUUCCUCUUUCAUCUGUUCAGUCACACAUGCCUGCUACUAUUGGCGACUACACUGACUUUUAUGCAUCCAAGGAACAUGCUACAAACGUUGGCGUCAUGUUCCGUGGCAAGGAAAAUGCUCUUAUGCCCAACUGGCUGCAUCUUCCCGUUGGCUAUCAUGGCCGUGCUUCAUCCGUUGUUAUCAGCGGCACUCCUCUUCGUCGUCCAUGUGGUCUUGUUCUCAACCAGGCGACCAAAGUUCCCGAGUUUACUCCUUCCAAGAAGAUGGAUAUUGAACUUGAAGUUGCCUUUUUUGUUGGUGUUGGAAACACUCUUGGCGAUCGAGUUGAGAUUGCACAAGCCGAUGAGCAUAUUUUCGGCAUGGUUCUUAUGAACGACUGGAGUGCUCGUGAUAUUCAAGUGUUUGAAUAUGUUCCACUGGGUCCUUUCCUUGGAAAGAACUUUGGCACCACCAUUUCUCCAUGGAUCGUGACUCUUGAUGCUCUUGAAGAAGCUCGUGUUGAGCAACCUCUUCAGGAACCUGUCCCAUCUCAAUACCUUUUGGACAAUCCAAAAAGCAAGAACGCUUUUGAUAUUGCCUUGGAAGUUGAACUUAAGCCCAAGGGUGAAAAAGAGUCGACUGUUAUCUGCAAAUCCAACCUCAAGUACAUGUACUGGACAUUCAAGCAACAGCUUGCUCAUCACACUGUCAAUGGUUGCAAUAUGAGGUCUGGCGAUCUUUGCGGUAGUGGUACCAUUAGUGGACAGACCACUGACAGCUAUGGAAGUCUGCUCGAACUCACCUAUAAUGGUACAAAACCAAUGACACUCAAGAAUGGUGUUGUCCGUUCCUUCCUAGAGGACGGCGAUGAAGUCAUUAUCCGUGGAUCUGCUCAUGCUGGUACUGUUGACGGCAAGCCUGUUCGUCUUGGAUUCGGUCAGACUGCUGGCGUUCUUCUUCCUACCUCUUACGGCACCAGUGGACCUGUUUAA